This is a messenger RNA of Rhodotorula graminis WP1, 2961 nucleotides long. RefSeq lists its product as uncharacterized. Bases 1 to 2961 code for a protein of 986 amino acids. Gene Ontology annotation, cellular component: nucleus. The record is from RefSeq and is a predicted model, not a curated record. The transcript is spliced from 7 exons. Lineage: Eukaryota; Fungi; Basidiomycota; Microbotryomycetes; Sporidiobolales; Sporidiobolaceae.
AUGGGUCCGACCAGGCCCACGUACGAGUCAAACUCGGACACGUGCCGCUACACCGUCGACUUUCCUUCGCCCCACGACCACGGCCACCACCUGCGCUCGCUGUGCGCUCACCUCGUCGCCGUCGCGUCGAGCCUCACCGAGGGCUACAUCUGGCACAACAAGCAGCCCGGCUUCACCCUCGACACGUCCCCCGUCAACUUUCACCAGCCCGCCACCUCGACCCACCACCACCACCUCGAAGGCUCGACCGAUGUCACCGACGCCGUUGACGACGAGUGGCUCGUCGUGUGGAUCCUCAAGCACCUCUCGCUCGCCCACACCGACGGCGUCAUCUCGGUCGACGACGACGACGGCGAGUUCCUCUUGAUCGAGGCCGCCGACUCGCUCCCGGCCUGGGUCACCCCGCAGAACGCCGCCAACCGCGUGUGGAUCCACCAGGGCCGCCUCCACCUCGUCCCGCUCGACCACACGUCCCCCGUGCCCUUUGCCGACACCGCCGCCGAGCCCCUCAACCCCUCGUUCGACCCGGACGACGACGCCUUCCUCGACCGCGCUGCCGCCAUCCUCCUCGUGCGCGACCCGAACGUCGACACGCUCGCGCCACCAGACGUCGAGGCUGCCGUGUGGGCCCGCAUCGACGGGUACCCGGCCAAGAUCAAGGAGCACCACCAUCGCACGCUCGCCUACCUCCCGACCGACAUUGCGCUCGCGCUCGCCGACGACCCGACCCUCAUCGCCGAGGCGGUCGGCGCCUUUUACCAACGCGAGCCCGCCACUCUGCGGGCCGUCAACACCAUGUCGCGCUUCCCUCCUGCACCUCCUCUUCCCUCGUCCUCGUCCACCUCUUCUCCACCAUCGACCGACGCCAUGUCCGACUCGUCGCCUUCCCUCCCGCCGACCGUCCUCGUCCCGACCCUCCUCACGCGCCCGCUCUAUUCGCAACUCGUCCUCCAGCGGUUCUACGCGCCCAAGGUGUUUGAGAAAGCCGGGUGGACGAGCGGCACGCUCGGCAAGGACGAUGAGAGGCGGCGCAGCGUCGGAGUGAAGAUUGCCUGCGGCUUCGAGAUGCUGUACAAGCAGACGUCGCCGCUCCCUCGCCAAUCCGCCUCGUCGUCGGCGGGCUCGGCCGACCUCGACGCGGUCGACACGGCGGCGCCAGCGUACCGCGCGUACCUCGACACGCUGCGCGCGCAGGGCUUCUUUGGCGAGGGCGAGAGCGAGGAGGUCGAGGGGUCGCAGCGUUGGAAGGAGCGCGAGAGAGAGGCGAGGAGGGGGUGGGUCCGUGCGAGGGAGAACCGCUCGGAGCGCCCGUUCGCGCAGCGCGUCGACGAGGCCAUCUCGCGCGCACGCGCCGCCCUUUCCUCCUCGACGUCCACCUCCACCGCCACCUCCCCUUCCUCGACGAGCACCCCUCUCCCGCUCUCGACCCGCAUCGUCCACCCGGCGUCGCUCACGCCGCAAGCCGCGAGCGCGCUCGAGGACGCCGAGGACUGGAUGGCGCUCGACGAGCAGGGGCUCGAGGAGAUCCUCGCGACCAAAAGCAGUGCGAGGAGCGGAGGAGCGCAGCUCGGGGACAGCGACCUCGAGGACGAGUCGGACGAGGACGAGGACGACGAGGAUGAGGCGGGAGUGGGGCGUGGGCAGGGCGACGGCAUGGAAGGAGUCGAGGGCGGGUCGAGCUCCGGCGCCGGCGCGGGUGGGCCCAAGAGCGCUCGCGAGCGCGCCGAGGACCGCAAGGCGCGCAAGGUGGCCCGUCGGCUCGAGGACAUGGCGGGCAAGGUCGAGGACUUUGUGCACGGCCGAGGUGCGGCGAGCGGGGCUUUGUUCGACGACGAGCGCGAGCUCGACGACUCGGGCGACUCGGACGCCGACGAGGCCAUGCCCGAGCUGAGCGCCGAGGAGCGCGCCGCGCGCAUGGAAAAGCUCGUCGCCGCCCUUCCCGCCGAGCAGUGGGGCCAGGCGACGGCGCCCGCUCCCGCCGCCGCUCCCGCCGCCGCCGCCGACUCGUCCGCCUCGGCGAGCGCGCUCGGUCCUCCGCCGCUCCAGCAGCAGCCGGGCCAGCAGCCCGAGCGCGAGCCUCGUGCGCGCAAGCUCGAGAAGGAGGUGUACGAGGGCGCGUCGGACCUGUCGGACGAGUCGGACUCGGAGAACGAGGCCAUGCCCGAGGGCGAGGAGGGGCUCGGCGGCGACGAGGUCGACGAGGGCGAGGACGGGCCGAGCGUCGUCGACGAGGACGACCUGCUCGACCUCGGCGAGGAGAUGGACGAGUUCCUCAAGUUUGCGACCGAGACGCUCGGCUUGACGCCGGCGCAGUACGAGAAGAUCCUGUCGGACCGCAGGGGCCGAGGAGCGUUCGUGCCCGGGCCCGCCAAGGAGAAGAAGACCAACGUCCUCCCGUCGACCAAGAAGGCCUCGUCCACCACCUCCUCCUCCUCCACUGCUCCCGCCAAGCCCUCUCCCGCCGCCGCCACCGCCGCCGGCAACCCUCCUCCCGCCCGUGAGCCGUUGCGCAACCCCAACUUGACCGAUUUUGACGCCCUCAUGGAGCAGAUGGAGACCGAGUUGGCGCGCUCCAAGGGCGCUCGGCCCGCCACCGCCGCCGCCGCCGCCACCGAGAGCAACGACGACGGUCCGGCGCCGACGGGCAAGUACGCGUCGCGUCAGAGCGGGCGGCGCGAACCUCACCGCGUCGUCGUCGACUCGCUGUCCGACUCGGACGAGGAUGACGGCGACGGCGACGACCUGUCGGCCAUGGACGCCGAGCUCGCGUCGCUCCUGCAAGGCGUGAGCGGCGACGCGGCCGGGACCGACGCGCCGAUGGACUACAACCUCGUCAAGAACUUUCUCGAGUCGUUCCAGAGCCAGGGAGGGUUUGCCGGUCCGGCGGGCACGCUCGCCGGCAGGUUGGGCUUCCCGCUCCCGAGGGACGCGCCGGGCGAGGGCGAGGGCGGCAGCAGGUAG